GUUUAACCGCGAUCGGUUAGAAGCAAAAACACCUUGAAAAAACGAACUCCGCAAUAUCGAUCGGUUUUACCGGUGUACGACGUGAAAAACUUAGGAGCCUCGUCUUUCAGUUUACGUUGAUGUACACAUAACGAUUUUAUGAUAGAGUUUCAACGUCAUUGAAAUUGUGUACACGAAUCUACAACGCUGUCACUUAUGCAAAAAUACAUAUAAAUUAUUGAAGGUAUCCAAGGUGCAAAAUCCUGGCUCGCACAUGAUAUGACUCAGUCUCGUGAGGUUCUGGCGAUGAUGGACGCGCACACAACCACAUUCGGGCGUAAAAGAGGUUGCACUAUUUCUCGGUGUGGCGCUUUCCUUCUUGGCGCAUUCUUCCUGAUCAGCUUGGUCGUCACCGGUUUGUUGGUGUACCAUUUUGCACCUUGCCUCGAGGAGAAACAGGUUCAACCAUGCACGAGUUCUGGUGGCGAUUCAUUCUUACAGAGCGGGAGGAGUCUUUCGACGGUACCAACGAAGAAGAAAUUGGAUGUCAGAUUACCAAAGACUAUCCUGCCAGAUUUGUACGAAUUAUGGCUGAUACCCUUCAUAUGGGAGGGCAACUUCACUUUUCAUGGCGAGGUAAAAAUUUUAAUAAAUGUAACAAAGGAUACAAAUAAUGUUACAUUACAUGCCGUCGACAUGAAAAUCGAUGAAGGUUUUACGAGUAUCAGGGAGUACUCAAUUAAUAAUAAGAGCACCAAAGUAAUCGGGAUCAUGGACCAGAGAAACGACACCGACAGGCAAUUUCACGUGAUUAGAACAUCGAACACGUUGAGGAAAGGCAAGCAGUACGUCGUGCAUCUCAAGUUCAUUGGCCAUCUGAACGACUAUCUGCAGGGUUUCUACAGAAGCUCGUAUACGGUUGGCAAUCAGACGAGAUGGAUUGCUACGACUCAGUUUCAACCGACGGAUGCGCGCCGUGCUUUCCCGUGUUUCGACGAACCUGCUUUGAAAGCCAAGUUCCAAAUCAGCAUAGCGCGUCCCAGGAACAUGACGUCUAUUUCGAAUAUGCCCAGAAAAGGGGAACCGAUGCCAGUGCCCGGUUUAGACACAUAUUUAUGGGAUCAUUACGAGCGUUCGGUACCGAUGUCUACGUACUUGGUGGCCUUUAUAGUUUCCGACUUUGAUGUACGGAAAUCGGAAGAUGGUAACUUUAGAGUUUGGGCGCGCCACGAUGCUAUUAAUCAAUCACAAUAUAGCUUGGAUAUUGGACCGAAAAUACUCAGAUACUACGAGGACUACUUCAGAAUCAAAUUUCCAUUGCCGAAGAUGGAUAUGGUCGCGUUACCUGAUUUCUCUGCUGGCGCCAUGGAGAAUUGGGGAUUGAUAACGUACAGAGAGACAGCGAUGUUGUAUCAAGAAGGCAUAUCGACCAGCGGUAGCAAGCAGCGAGUAGCCGUCGUGAUAGCUCAUGAGCUUGCACAUCAGUGGUUUGGAAACUUAGUGACUCCAAGUUGGUGGACGGAUCUUUGGUUGAAUGAGGGUUUCGCCAGUUAUACGGAAUACAUCGGCAUGGAUGCGGUGGAACCGACGUGGAAAGCGCUGGAACAAUUCGUCGUUCACGAUCUUCAAAAUGUAUUUAGUUUAGACGCUUUGGAAUCUUCCCAUCCUAUAUCCAUUGAAGUCGGCCAUCCGGAUGAAAUUAGUGAGAUCUUCGACAAGAUUUCUUAUGGAAAAGGUGCUUCUAUAAUAAGGAUGAUGGAUCAUUUCCUCACGACAGAAGUUUUCAAGAAGGGUUUAACUAACUAUUUAAAUGGAAAAGCGUAUCAAAGUGCCGAGCAAAAUGAUUUGUGGCUUGCUUUGACCAAACAAGCUCACAAAGACAAGGUACUUGACCCGAGCGUAACCGUAAAAGAAAUAAUGGAUACUUGGACCCUGCAAACCGGUUUUCCUGUAAUUACUGUCACACGAAACUACAACAACGGCAGCAUUACGCUGACACAGGAACGCUUUUUGCUUCGUAAUAGUGGCACGACGAUCACAUUGGACAAGUCGGAACCAUUAUGGUGGGUACCUAUCACUUAUACAAGUGAGAAGCAAUUAAACUUCAAUAAUACUCAACCCGCGAAAUGGAUGAAAGCGGAACGCACGAUUAUGCUUAACGAUGUGGAUGUGAGCCCAUCCCAAUGGGUACUUUUCAACAUUCAAGAAACGGGAUACUACAGAGUAAAUUAUGAUAGAACAAACUGGCAAAUGAUAAUCAAACAAUUAAAUAAUAAAAAUUUCAAAGAUAUCUCUACGAUUAAUCGAGCGCAGUUGAUAGAUGAUGCUCUCAAUUUGGCUAGAGCUAGCAAGCUCAACUACACCAUUGCUUUCGAUGUUACGUCUUACUUGGCCCAUGAAAUCGAGUACUUGCCUUGGAAAGCAGCUUUCAGUGCCAUGGAUUACCUCAAUGAUAUGCUAGUCAGAACACAUGGUUACGAUAAAUUUAGGUUAUACAUAUUAAAACUGCUCGACAAUGUGUACAAGGAAGUUGGCUUCGUUGAUAAAGGAGGAGAUCCUCAACUUACCGUCUUCACUCGAAUUGACGUUUUAAAUUGGGCGUGCAAUUUCGAUCACGAGGAUUGCGUUAUGAACGCCGUUCAACAAUUCAAGAAUUGGCGUAACACUCCUAAUCCAGACAUUAACAAUCCAAUUUCGCCGAAUUUGAAGAGCGUGGUUUAUUGCACGGCCAUUCGAGUAGGCGGACAGAGCGAAUGGGAAUUUGCUUGGCAACGAUACCAAGGAACUAACGUAGGAUCGGAGAAAGAUCUGCUCUUGCAGGCUUUAGCAUGCACAAGAGAGGUAUGGCUGUUGAAUCGAUUUUUAGAUUGGGCUGUCACGGAAAAUUCGGGGAUUAGGAAGCAAGACGCCACCCGAGUCUUCGGAUCGGUCGCCAAUAACAUUGUCGGGCAGCCAUUUGCAUUUGAUUACUUCAGAAACAACUGGGUGCAUCUUAGGGAAUAUUUUGGAGCAUCGCUAUCAACUGUCAAUAAUAUCGUAAAGUCAGCAACAAUAGGAAUAAAUACAAGAUACAAAUUGAAAGACUUGGUAGAGUUUGCAAAAGAACACCUGGAUGAACUUGGUACCGCAACGCGAACUAUACAACAAGCGAUAGAGCGAGCGGAAGCCAACAUACGGUGGAUCGACAACAAUCACGUGACGAUUCGUGAUUGGUUGCAGAGGAACACCGCGUAAUCGUUAAUAUCGAUAGAAAAUUAUUUUCUCUCUUUCUCUCUUGUCUAUUCGUGAGUGCAACAUAUAUGAAUUGAUUUUACGCCGGAUUUAUUUCGCAGCGCCAAAGCGGUGUGCGAAAAUUCGACUGUACACGAUAAAUUAUAAAUGCGGCACAAGAAAUGAAAUUACAAAAUAGUCUACGAAUUGGUACAAGAGUAUCAUGUGUUUUUGUAUGUAUUUGUAAAUAUGUCCAGCAUUAUUACGAUACUUAUAAUGCAGAGUGAAAUAACGCCCACAGUGUUUCGUGUUCACAUUCCUAAUUAUAUGCCGCCAAAUUACGGAGUAUAUUUUAAAUAUGGGAAAAGUGAGAUAAUAUUAUUAAUCCCCUUUUACAAUAAAUUUCGGAUCUCACAAUUGCUGCGCACACGUUACUCUAAGUCUGAAGAACUUUACCGUGAAUCCGCUGAAUACCAAGAAAGAGGAUUCUCGUGUUCGAAGUAAUAAUUAUGAGAGGUAGCAGACUUGUUGCCAAAUUCUCAAUUCUAAAGUUAUAUUUUUUCUUGACAAAACAUAUUACUGGAAAUUAAUUUAUAUUCAUGACAUAGAUUAUAGAUAAUUGUAUAUUAGGUCAAAAUAAUUAGUAGAGAAGAAGGUGAAAUUAUGGUCCAUGUAGAUAUUAUGGCCACAUGUAUUAUCUCUGUUAUUAAGCGACGAGUUCUAGUAAUUACUUAAGGAAUCAUUUGUUUAAUAGCAGUCUGUUAUGUAGUAGCUCUAAUAUGCCAGUGCGCAACAGUCGACAUUUGUUACGAGGCAUUUUUACUUUUGUGCACUUUGAAACUUUUUCAAGGUACUUUGUAGCACUUAAUUACAUACAUUUCUUCAUUGUUUUUAAACUUAAGUGUAUUACGAAUGUAUACUUGAGUGUUUUUUAUUUAACUUUCUAAUUGACUGUUCGUAUUUUGAGUUAAACAAUAGCAUAACAUUCUGUUAAUACGAUUAUCUAAGCUGGUAAUAUGGCUACAAUCAAGAUUUUCAUAUCGAAAUAAUUCUUCAAUAAAUUGAUUGUCAGUCUACAGAGCUUCAGAAACUCAUUGGAGAUAUAAUUUUAUUCUUGUUAUUUAAUGUUAAUGUUAACGUUGAACAAAGAUAAAAUGAUAUCCGUGAUGUUUCUGAAAAUAGAAAAAAAAAUUCUAAAUCAUGAUAAUUAAAAAUAUAUAAUUUUGAAAUAAAAUGUCUCUUUUUUUAAACAAAACCAAUUAGAUAUUAAAUUUAUUUUUGUGGUGGCUAUAUUAUCCCCGUUAUGUUACGUCGCUAUAUUUUUAUAAAUAAUAUUCAAUAAAUAUUUUAUAACUUUAAUUUUAUUAAACAACGUUUUGAUGAAUAUAAUCGUUAAGUUUCUACAUAAAAUAAUGAUUAUUAACAAAGUUAGUGCAUAAAAUGUAAAUGGGUGAUCAUAAUACUACCUUCUUCUCUAUAAAUAAUAAUUGUUACAAAUACUCAUGUAUAAUUAAUAGAAGUCGCGCUUUCAGCAACCAUUAUGGAACAUUGAAUAUAAUUGUAAUACAUGUUGAAAAUAACUAGAUAAUUUUUAGUCGUUCAUCAAUAAAGACAAUAAAGAGAUUUAUAUGUGGCAAACAAAUUA
Solenopsis invicta (red fire ant) is the source of this 4834-nucleotide messenger RNA. It is a transcript of the gene superdeath, whose product is annotated as aminopeptidase N-like. Bases 259 to 3213 code for a protein of 984 amino acids. Lineage: Eukaryota; Metazoa; Arthropoda; Insecta; Hymenoptera; Formicidae. The record is from RefSeq and is a predicted model, not a curated record. Gene Ontology annotation, molecular function: metalloaminopeptidase activity; zinc ion binding; peptide binding. Gene Ontology annotation, cellular component: cytoplasm. The transcript is spliced from 15 exons. Gene Ontology annotation, biological process: peptide catabolic process; proteolysis.